Endocarpon pusillum Z07020 is the source of this 1992-nucleotide messenger RNA. RefSeq lists its product as uncharacterized. The transcript has a single exon. Lineage: Eukaryota; Fungi; Ascomycota; Eurotiomycetes; Verrucariales; Verrucariaceae. Bases 1 to 1992 code for a protein of 663 amino acids. The record is from RefSeq and is a predicted model, not a curated record.
AUGGGGCGAAAUCGAAGCCAUGGAGCACUGUCACCGACUCCUCCUCGUUCAGUGGCCACGGCUAAAGAGGCGCCAACACCGCGACCAAAGCCACCAGAUUCAAUGUCUCGAUCCGAAUCUACCUUGCUUCUACCAGGGAUUGCACGACGCCAGUCGAAAGCAGGACUUCGAGAACUGUUCUCCCAGAACAGACCGACAAGAACGCUAGCGACAACUUCGGAGAGCAAUCAAACGUUAUCCGACAAUCACACGAAUAUCCUUUCGACCAAGAACAUCGAUGCUUCCUGGGCUCCUCCCCCUCUAUUCCAAGCCUAUCAUCAAUCUCUUAAGCACAUCAGCCUUGAAGCUUCAACGCUUUCCGCUCCAUCAAUCAUCCGCUUGAACGAGCAGAGAAGUACAACCCGACCUCACAAUUCGGUGCAAAAUACCCCAAGCAUUCCAGCUGACAGCACAUCAACUCCUCGACGGCCGCGCCGGAUCUCGGCCUCGGUUGCGAACGCUGAAUGGACUCGGAAGGUCUACGUCUUGACCACGUCUGGACAACUUUUACAGUAUGCUGGAGAAGGAGCUUUUGACAGGAGACCUGAAAAGAUUCUACAGCUUGGCAAGGACUCCGCAGCCUUUGCCAGUGAUGCUAUCGAAGGUCGUCACUUUGUAUUGCAUGUAUCGCAAUCUUGUAGUGACGAUGGAGAAGCAGAUCUAAACUCAUCCAAAGGUAUUUUAUCUCGGAUAGGUAUCAGGACCGCAAGCGCUCGUCGUUCAGCCAAGGUCCUCCUGAUGGUUUUUGAGACUCCAGAAGAUCUUGACUCAUGGUUAUCGGCCCUGCGAAAGAUGAUUGGAAGCCUUGGAGGGCGUCCAUACAGCCCUGAAAUUUUUAGUUUCGGACCAAAACCUUCUGCGCAGCCAGCAGUCAGCCAGCGUUAUCUAGUUCAAAAGGAUGCAUGUCAGUUAUCUCAAGAACUCGGGUCGGCAGAGUCGAUGGAAAUAGCCAUUGAAGAACGUCUAUCCACGAAGAGUUCCACGUAUUCGGCAACAGACCUCGAAAGACUCCGGAAUUCGAAACAUUCCAACACCUCAUUUGUUGCAGAGACACCGACUAGUCUUCUCGAUUCGGCUCCUUCAUCACCAGCCCAAGAAAAGUUUGCUAUGACAGAGGUUCCAUAUUUAGAGCUUCCUGAUUUAGGUCCUACCUCUUUAGUCGAUUUUUCUCAACAUGGCAAGAGACAAUCCCGACUCUCGUUGAUGUUUGCCGAGAUCACGAGGCGCAGUUCUAUUGAUGCGAAGCCAACAGUAGCAAGAAAUUCUCGACAAGGUUCGCUGCAAGCACGGCCAGCUGCACGAAGAAACUCCUCCAUGCCUCAGAUUGAGCAGGACAUGGAUCAGGGUUCUGAUCAGAUAGCUGAGGAGGUGCAACAGCAUGGCGCCCCACCAAAGGACCAAAACACUCAAAUGGAUGAGCGCCGAGUUUCUACGGUUGCUCCAUUAUCAACAUUACUCUCUCUCCGACAUACUGCACCUGAGUUGCCCUCGAACCUAUUUUCGUCCACAUCCGAAUCUAUUCGCCAAUUACCUAAAAGGUACUCCUCUCUGGAGUACUCGCGGAGUUUUAGGCAAUCACACUUGCCCACGAUGGCUUUGUUCAAGCCGCCCUCGCUGGACAUCGACGUUCGUCGUCCCGCCAGUAUGCAGCUCCAAGCCGAGCCAAUGUCUGUAACGCAAAUUCCCGCACGCCCGCAGAGCCGCUACUCUUCCGCUCGAGAAUGCACAAGACCAGCAGAGGCCAUACAGAAGCAUCGCAUUGAUGUCAGAUUCUCGGUGGAGGCGUGUAAGAGAAAUGUGAACACGACUUUCGGACCUCCUGCUGGUCCUCCUCCAAGCUGUCCGCUGCCCGCAGUACCCAGGGCUGCGUUACCUCUGCGUCGGCAGUCCCUGGCAGCAAAAGAUAUAACGUUACCCCAAAGUUGGGUUAAAAAAGCUUCUGACUUUUUCUGA